UUUGCGUUAAACUUGCCGGCAUUAGAAUUUAGACAACCUGAAUCGAUUGUGUGGGGCGAAUUUCAGCCAUGGUUGUGAUGGACCCGACGAGCCGGGUGCCGGGGCCCACAGAGGACUUGUGGACGCCGUACAAGGAGCUGCACAACACAAUCGCCAAGUAUUUGGCCUCGCCGGGCGACUACCCGUCCGUCAUUCUCGAGGAAAAUCUCAAAAACUUUAAACAAACAUUUCUAAAUCUCUUGAAAAACUCGGCUCCUGACUCGAAAAGCCGGCAAGAGUUGAUGAAAUGCGUGCAGGAGAACACCAGUUUGCCUCACCGACAGACCCUGCAUGUGUCCAGGGAGCUCAUGGAGGAGACCAUCAUUCUCUCAGACAUGUUCGGCAUCAACGAAUACGUCGCUCUAGACCUGCUGGGAGUUGCCGAGAUGCAAAUGCAGCACUUCCCGGACCUGACGAGGGGUCUGGUGGCCGUCAUGCUGUACUACGACGGGCGGAAGGCGGUGUGCGACUCGCUGUGGUUGUUGGCGCAGGCCCGAAGGGGCAUCAGCUGGGACUUUGCCAGUGGCUGCGACAGCCGACUCAUCGCGGCCUACAUGGAUCAGUUGGUGUCCAACAACCUGAUCACCACCAUCCUGGACCUGCUGAACCAGAUUGAUGUGAACCGCGAGAUGGAAAAGCUGCAGAAGAAUCGAGGGCUCGGUGGACCCAAGCACCAGCGCCUUGUGCACGAGCUCAUCCUCGGCAUCAGGCAGUCGCUGGCCAACGUUGUCUUCUGCCUCGCAGCUCAGGCCGGUUUGCCGCAAGCGGCGCUCCUCCCCCUCAACAAGCACAUUUCAGAAAUCAAGAUUGAAGACGGAGCUGUGAUUGACGAUGUCAGUUUGACUCUUGUGAUGGCCCAGCUGUAUGCCUUGGACGUCAGCGUUUUGCAGAAAAAAGAGGAGCACGAUGAACUGGUGCAGCGGCUGCCAUUGGUGUCGGAGCACAGUCUGAUCCAGAGUCUGAUGAAGGACCUGUCUCCGAUGACGACAACCACGUGGAAUUGCAGCGACCUGCAGAGACUGGCGCAAUUGGCAUGGGGCCUGUCUCUGUGCGCACUAAGAAACACGCCCGCCGCCAUCAGGAACAAGCUGAACCUGCGGGGAGAGGAGGAUGAUGAGCUGCUGAUCAAUAGUGCGCUUGACGCUGACAGCACUGUCUUCAAAUUCCUGAACACCAAAAUGCUGCCCAGCCCUGCGUUUGCCAAAGACGAUUUUUACGUCUGCCGAAUGCAUACCUUGUUCACGGACUUCCUCAUUCUGCUCCCGAUGAAGGUGAAGGAAAUGCGCAACCAAGCUGACGAGAACGCUAAGGUCAUCAAUGUUUUCUUCCAACAAGGAUUGAAUCCACCGAAAAACCAGAACAAUCACUUCGAGAACCUCCUGCUCUGCAUGGCCAUGGUUUAUGACAGCGACAAACGUGGUCUCGGACGCGAGUAUUGGGGGUUGCCACCCUCUGAUGGUCACAUGGUUUUGUCCAGAACGCCAGUUUCUCAGAACAUUCUGAGCAAAUUCGCCAACUUGACAAAAGAUUAUCUACCCUCCCUGCUCUACGUGCCGUACCUCAAGUUUCUGACGUCGCUAGCCAAGGAGCCGCAAGGCGUUCAGCAUGUGUUCCAGCUUCUCAACACCACCAACGACAGCAAGUGCACCAUUUCCUGGACUCACUUUUACCGAGCAAUGCACAAGUACGCUAGCAACCUGAGCCAGGAUACGCAAGUUUUGGCCACAGACUCUGUUUACAGACCGCGAGGAAUGCCGAGGGGCAUAAACCCGCAAGAGUUGCUUGGUCUGCACAGCGUGUUGACCUUGAUCAAGACAGUUGCAGAAAACGAUCCAGUGGGCAGACAAAGCUUGGCCCAGAAUCCCAGCUGGUCUCCUGUGCAGACUUUCCUGGCGCUGGUACGUUGUGCCGUGCCUGUCCCUCUCAAGGCCGACAUCCUUCUCACCCUGUCCGCGUUUGCCAAGUCUACCGAGGUGGCCACUGAAAUCUGGCAGCAGAUCGAGGCAGCAAAUAUAAUCUGUACUGUGGCCUCAACCAGCAGCUACCAACCCAAAGGCCUCCAGACGGAACUGGAAGAGGUUGAGACCCGCAAUGAGGAAUACCCUCUUUCCAGGGCCGCGAUGGUCCUGUUCAACUCUCUGGUGCAGGGCGUCGAGCUGCCGCUACUCCUUGGAAUGGGCAAGAGGCCGCCAGGACUCUCGCCUUACAUGUUCUUUGCCCUUGACUGCGUCUUUCUGCCGUUUUUGCACCGAACCUACAGAAAACCAGAGGAAAAGUGGCAAGUGGCAGAGAGUAGCCUGAGACUGCUGCACUCGCUGCUCUCGCAGUAUGAACCGAGUGUGCAGGACAUUGCUGGAAGGAAGGUGGAAAUAACUCCAGGACAAAUGCCCACAGACGUCGCUCCCCACCCUGGAUUCAACAUUCUCGUCUCCCUGAACUCGCCUUCACCACUACUAAAAUUGGUGCUGCAAAUUCUGGACGAGGCGUGUCUGCAUUUGGACAAGUUCACCGACUUCCCUGGAAAGAGAGAACUUGAGAUUAGCGCCCAUAUUUGUCUGUCCCUGCUGCACCUGGCCCUGGCAAAGCUGCCUAAGCUAACAAAGGUGUUUUCAAAUGCAACCACCACUAAGCAAGUCGUUCAGACCAUUGUCGGACUCGACAAGCUCAUCUUCAACAUCAAUCCGCGAACUGGACAUCAGGACCAUCCCAUUAAUAUCAUCAAGUUCAUGUCAUAUGCUCAGUGGCUGCCCGGACACGCGUCCCUGGCUAUUAGGUUCCUGACACUGCUGGCGUCCAACGCAAGCAGCCAUCACAAGCUGCUUCAAGUUGUGGCUUUCUCCAUCCAAUCAAAGCCGUCAAAGCACGCUUUCGUGGACAUACUCGACUUUGCAAACUCCUUUGAGGAUCCUUAUGAACCAGAGAAGGAUGGCGCCGCGCUUUCCCUGCAGCUGAAAGAGGAGGUUCUCGAUUUCCUGGCGCAGAGCCUUCUCUUCCCCGCCCCGACAGUGGCCCACCUGCUGUUGGGCUACGAGAUCAAGAGGGAGAUGAGGCACACUGUGCUCCAGCAUCCAGGAGUGCUGAGCUUUCCAAGAUCCUGUUUGCACUCGAUUAUUCAAUUGCUGGACACCUUGGCUAACGUUCACGGCGCUUACCAGAAGCCCGGCCGUAUCCACGAGCGGUGCUAUGCCAUCCUGCACACCUUGUGUUCCAACCCUGAGAGCGCCAGGCCCACCUUGAAAUAUCUGAGACUCUGCAACGACUUCCUCUCUCGGCAUGUUAUCAAAAUCCGCAACGCCAUCAUCGCAAAGACUUCGUUUGGUCUUCACUGCGCCUCCUGGCUGCUCAGAUGCAUUGCCGUUGACCUGAAACUGAGCUUCUGUGAAAAACAGAAAUCGUCUAUUCAGGGUCUGUUGAGAGCACUCUUGUCCAUGCCAGCUGACGAUCUUAUGAAGUCUGUGGACACCACUCAUCUCAGCUACAGUGGCUACCAUGAAAAGCAACGCCACGGAUCUGAAUUGAUGGCCAUGAUUCUGCAAGACAUUGACUUCACCAUGCAGGAAGUGGAGGCACUGCCAUGGAGGUUUUUCGACCACUCUCAGAUUGAAUUGGCAUUGAAAAAGUGUGAGUUCCCUGCUGGAAGCCCGUCUGAGGGUCUGGUUGACAUUUCCAAGUUAAGUUUACUGUUCCGAAUCGAACUCAGCAAGUCAAAUGCCUACGCUGGUCAGAGAGACCUUGUCAAUGCCGAACUCAAGGAGGUUUUGAGCUAUGCUGCAAGAGUAAAUCACGCCCGGUCACUCACUCUGGGUGGUAUUAAGAUUGCGGGUGCCUGGAGACAUGUCGUUGGAGUCCUCUUCAACGUCAUUCCUCUCGAGUUCAUGCCUGUUGGCCAGCGACACCGCCUCCUGCUCGCCAUUAUCAAGCUUCUCUUGAACAAGAUCCAGAUCGCAGGAGACACCCUUUCUCCGGAAAUCGCCUCGCUGAGCUCUUCAGCGCUGCUUCUCCUCUUGGCCAGCCUCCGCCAGUGUCACCUGGUGGUGCUGGAGGCCCGUGAGAGAGCCGUCGACCCCAACCAGCAGCUGCUUGACAGCUCAGGCAACGUCAUUGCUGAUCCCUUCCUGCUGACCAUCGACACACCAACCGUUGGUGCCAUCCUUUCUGGCAUCGCCCAUUGGCUCAACCAACCAAUUUGCAACGUGCAGCUCCUGAGGGCCAAUUUGUACGGAUCGCUGCUAGUUUUCCUGCAUUUGUCCUGCUUUGACGCCACUGCGGAGGAGUUGCGGGAACUCGGCCAAGGUCUUGGAGGGUCGUCGCUCUACUUCCGACGCCUGGCUCAAAACCCAAUUGCAUCCAAUCUGAAUGCCAUCACCACGCUGAACCAGCGCCGCAUGGCUGCCUUGGAGGCUCUUUCCAAGCUGAAUGAAAACUGGAUAAGCAGCAUAUUCGUGGACGCAACCCGCGGCCAUGAAGUGUGCCGCAUGCUGGCCCUAUCCAUGAUCGCGGCUCUGUUCCGGCUGAGUCCGCAGGCGAGUUGGACGUCCCUGAUGAUAAACAAAGGCUACCUGCAGUCACUGAUCGAGUCGAUCGUGAUGAGCGACCAGGAGCUGCUGGAAAUGCUGCGCCCGUCCCCAAGCAACCUGAAACCCCUCUACGUGUACGAGGCCAAGAUGGCCCUGCUGUGCCGGCUGGUGCAGGAGCGGCCUGAGGCCGAGGCGUGUCUCCGUCUUGGCCUACUCUCGGCCCUGAGCGAGUUGUCUGCCCUUGACUGUCGACCCUUCAACGAGGACGCUGGGCUCCACGACACUGGCGUCCCUGGCACGCUGGCCAGGUACCACCAGAUUCUCAUGCCGGCACUCAAAUUGUGCUCCUCCAUCCUCAACACCAUGGGCAGCAACAACAUUUCCUGCGUCCAUGAGGUGUCUACAUUCUUGAUUAACCACGCAGACGUUUUUCAACUGAUUUUGCGAAGUGGCUCGCCAAAUCUGCCACUGGAUGCCCUGCAGGAGCUGAGCUUGGUGGUGCACCUGCUUUCAAUCUGCGCCAGCCCCUCCAACAGCAACAUCAACCGGUCUCCUUUAGCAAAUCUGAGCAUGCAGCGCCUCCGGCAGUUUACCAUUUCACUGCUUCCCAAGUUCUACGUCAGCCAACAACUCGCUCUCCAACUCAGAACUGAUGACCCGCAGAAGGAGGAGGAAGACAAGCGCUACCUGCUGGUGUUGCAAACUGCCAUCCACCUGUUGACCUUCGCCCGGCACAUAGCCGUCGAGCAAAGGCCCAUGACGGUGUUGCAGCCCAUUUUCAAACCAUCCGUCAGUGACUCUGGCAACCACAACAGCACCGCGCACCUCCAACCGCCAGACCUGGGACUGCUGCUGAACCAGGUUAACGAACUCUCCCUGCUGGUCAGCAAGGCCAAGAAGCAGAUCGACCUCGAGGUCACUAGACUCAACUCCAUGUCAAUGUCGCUGCAGAACCAAGCCAACAUGACGAUGUCAGAACCGUUCCUGCAAUCGCGCCAGUUGGUCGAGGACAGAGUGGCGCGGCGGAGAACGGAAGUGAAGGCGCUGUGCCUGCUCACGGAAGAAUGCCUGCACCUGCUUUGGGCCCACCUCGACCUCUACCUGAGACGCAACCUGCCGCGCCCUGGCCACCCUCUAAAUGAAUCACUUCUGGAGCCAGGUUUUGUGCCAACGGCCCAAGAUUUGAGCGUGCUGAAGCAAGGAGUCAUCAUUGGACUGAGUGACAGAGUCGAGGCACAAAUUUCCGACGCAACUAAGGACCAAGCAGAGGGAAGCAAAGAUUUUAUUAGGAUGUUGCUCAGGAGGAUCAAGCGGCUCGUUCAGUUUGCCCCUGUUUGAUUUGAUCAUGUUCAUUGAAUAUUUUUCAAUAAAUUAGUUUCAAUUUUCUAAA
Cloeon dipterum is the source of this 5946-nucleotide messenger RNA. It is a transcript of the gene Nup205, whose product is annotated as nuclear pore complex protein Nup205. Gene Ontology annotation, molecular function: structural constituent of nuclear pore. Gene Ontology annotation, cellular component: nuclear pore; nuclear pore inner ring. The transcript has 29 exons. Lineage: Eukaryota; Metazoa; Arthropoda; Insecta; Ephemeroptera; Baetidae. The record is from RefSeq and is a predicted model, not a curated record. Bases 69 to 5894 code for a protein of 1941 amino acids. Gene Ontology annotation, biological process: nuclear pore organization.